Antechinus flavipes (yellow-footed antechinus) is the source of this 501-nucleotide messenger RNA. RefSeq names its product secretoglobin family 2B member 2 (gene SCGB2B2). Lineage: Eukaryota; Metazoa; Chordata; Mammalia; Dasyuromorphia; Dasyuridae. The record is from RefSeq and is a predicted model, not a curated record. The transcript is spliced from 3 exons. Bases 36 to 365 code for a protein of 109 amino acids.
UUAAAUCUUCAGCUAGAGAGGUGGAGGGAGCCACCAUGAAGAUUACAACUGCCACUUUUUCCCUGCUGCUGGUCCUAGCCCUGUGCAGCCAAUAUGCCGAAAGCUGCGUUCCAUUUUAUCUCACUUUUGGUAUAAUAGCCUCAAGAAGUUCUGUAUUGUUAAAAGAGGACCUCAAAAAAUAUGAUGCUACUCCAGAAGAGUAUGAGGCCUUCAGAAAAAUACAGGAAUGUUAUAUUGAACAUUUUUUUGGAAGAACACUAAAGGAUAUAGAACUCAUGACGAUAACCACCUUGAGUAGAGAAUGCUUGGAAUAUCUGAUAACUCAAAGUAUAAAAUUUAAAAAAUCACUACUGGGAAUCUUCUGAAUAACAACUUAGUUACUGCCACUGCUGUUCACCCCAUGCCUAUUCCGGGCCCAUUUUACCUUCUAAACCCUGAGACCCUGUCCAACAUGGAUGGUCAUAGUCCCUGAUGAUUCUAAUAAAGCAAAUGUACCUCAAA